This is a messenger RNA of Boleophthalmus pectinirostris (great blue-spotted mudskipper), 2617 nucleotides long. RefSeq names its product SEC22 homolog C, vesicle trafficking protein (gene sec22c). The record is from RefSeq and is a predicted model, not a curated record. NCBI's taxonomy places the organism in Eukaryota, Metazoa, Chordata, Actinopteri, Gobiiformes, Gobiidae. Bases 301 to 1212 code for a protein of 303 amino acids. Gene Ontology annotation, biological process: endoplasmic reticulum to Golgi vesicle-mediated transport. The transcript has 7 exons.
GUCCCUUCCGGACACCCGUAGAGGAUUUGUUGUGGUUUGUAGCAGUAGCAACACCAGGAAGUCUUUUGCUUUUUAUCAUCUUUAUCUUGUUUUAAAGGCUGUAACUAAAAUGUGAUUCUACUAGUAAGUUACAUUACUGAUGCAUAUGCUCAAAAAUCUAAAUAGCCAACAAUUAAUUUAGGUAUCAUAACCAUGUUAUUGCUGCAUGGUGGUGCUACGAAGAAGCUAACUUAACAACUGCAGAGUAAACGCCAGAACAAUGCUACCAAGGCACUGUGCUCUCCAUGGAGCUUUUGGAUAAUGUCCAUGAUCCUGUUUGCUUUUGUGGUUCGAGUGAGGGAUGGACUCCCUCUGUCGGCCUCUACUGACUUUGAACACAACCCAGAGCUGCAGGAGCGCAAACACCAGCUCCGCACCAUCAGCAAGGCCCUGGGCCGCUUCCCAGACAGAGGCACUGUCAAGGGCCAGCAGCUCCACAUUUACUUCACCUCCUCUGAGGGUGUAUCCUACAUGACCGUGUGUCACUGCAGCCUCCCUGUAGCUAAGGCCUUCUGCUUUCUGGAAGACUUGCGCUGGGAGUUCACAGCAUGUUUCAGCAGUUCCGUUGUUUCUUUGGCAGCCAGGCCAUAUCCAUUUUUAGAGUUUGACAGUACUAUUCAGAGGCUGAAACAGCAGUACAACCAGUGUGGUGGUCCAGCCCUGGAGGUGACAUUGGCUGAAGUCCAAGAUGAUUUGAAAAUCCACCCACCUCAAAUUAUCACCUUUGAGGAGGUGGAGUUAAGCAAUGGCAUUGCUAAUGGGCAUUUAGAGCCUGCUUCUGGGUCUGGACAAAACAUAAGACUUGAACCAGUGACAGCUCCUGGAGUCCUUUCUCUCGUCCUCAAUAUUGUGUGCGCAUCUCUGAACUUGAUCCGUGGAGUACACCUUUUUGAAUACACAUUCCAGGAUGAUAAUGAUGGUAUUUGGAAUGUUGUGGCAUUUCUUCUGGCAUUUAUCAGUGGCAUUUGUCAGUGCCACCUGUAUGUGUUCCAUUCCUCUCUGAAGAAACUGAAAUCUUUCACUCUGCUCAGUGUGAUCGUCUUAUGCAACUUGUACCUGCUCGGCCUGAGGAACAUGUGGCAGCUGGCUUUCCACAUUUCUGUCGCUUCCUUGUCCACAGUUCUCAUUCUCUCGCGCAAACUUCAAGACAAGAUCAAUGACUGUGGUGUGUGAGAGGGCUGAGUGGCUAUCUAUUUUUGGUGUUUUUAUUUCUUCUGUUAAUUCGAGGUAAGAUACUUCAUGAUGUUAAGGGCUUUAGUUGACAAUUUUUCGUGAGCUUAAUAUUUUUAACAACUUUACCAUGCACUUCAUAUGUAUGGUUUUCCACACUGUAAAAGAGAUAUAAGUAAUCACACUUCUUCUCUUGUUUUUUUAAAAAGCUGACAUGGCAUUUCAUUUACAGCUUUUUAAAUUAAACUUAUUCUCUGCUGGAACAUUCCAAAGUUUUACAUUAAGAACAAUAGAUUGCAAAGGAGUUGCCAAGAUGGUGAUGCUAUACAAUCCUUUCGUAAAACCAAAUGUGGGGUCUGCUGGGUACAUUUAACUGCAUUCUUCUAUUUAUACAUAAUAGUUUGAAAACAUUGUAGUUGAUGAAUACAACAAUUUUGGGACGUAUUUAGGUUUUCAUUGGAAUUUGUUGAAUGGACAACUUUUUACAAAUGUCUGUUUAGCUUAAAAACUAAUUCUAUAAAUAGUUUUACAGUUCUGACAUUUACACUAGUGACAGGUUUGUAUGCCAUGUGUUUUUAACCAUUUAAAAUGUAGUCUAAUGUUUAGGAAUUUAAGACAUCAUAUAAGCAAAAAACAGCAUUACAAAAUGAUUUAACGGAUUGCACUGAUUUUUGUAAUGUAAUGUUAAUGAUAUUAUUUAAACUUGGCUGCACUAGUAUUUGCCUAUGAUGGUGAGAUCUUUUUCGAAUGUUGUCCGCUUAAGCUUAACACACUUUAUAUCUUUAGGACAUCAGGGGGUUUUGUACUUAUUCUUAAUUUUAUUUUUUUUUGUUCUGUUUGUUUAUUGAAGCAUACAAUAGGAGGUGGAUGCAUUGGUAGAGCUGCUAAUAGACUGCAAUGUUAAUAAGCUUGUAGAAAGUUUUUUUUUUUACUGUAGUUGCACUGUUAGAUGGAAAAACAGGAAAAACUUAAUUUUUAAAUAGUAAAUUAUCAUUACCCAUCCAAACUACACUUUCCUUGAAACAAAUAUGUUGUAUGUAGGUAUGUAGAUUACCUGACAAAAUCUGUACAACUAUGUAUAUUCAUAUACAAGUACAUGGAGAGAGUGUCAAAUGACUUACCAACACUGAUUUUACAAGUGCUGUCCCUGGAAGAUCAAAUAUUUUGGACCAAUUGAAUGUGAAAUGGAAGUGUAUUUGGAUGAAGAACAAAUUAAAUUGUGAUUAUGAAGGUUCGUAAAUUAUCUGAAGUUGGGGUUUGCAUAUUAUUACAUUCAUGGUUGGCUCCAGUCAAAUUAUAUUUAAUACGACAUGCAUUGUGUUUGCCAAAUACACUGUUUAUACAUAACUUUCUAUACUGAGGUAUAUCUGACAUUUCAAUAAUAAAUCUAGCCUUUUCACAAACUGAA